This is a messenger RNA of Australozyma saopauloensis, 1080 nucleotides long. Its product is annotated as glucose-induced degradation complex subunit. Gene Ontology annotation, molecular function: protein binding. Gene Ontology annotation, cellular component: nucleus; cytoplasm. The coding region runs from base 1 to 1080 and encodes 359 amino acids. The transcript has a single exon. Lineage: Eukaryota; Fungi; Ascomycota; Pichiomycetes; Serinales; Metschnikowiaceae. Gene Ontology annotation, biological process: proteasome-mediated ubiquitin-dependent protein catabolic process. The record is from RefSeq and is a predicted model, not a curated record.
AUGAGCAUUGACCAACCAGAACAAAGCGCCCUUUGGUGGCGGCUACCUGAAAAUGAGCAAGGUCCUCACAAGAGAUCCUUCUUGGAGGAACAACUCACAAAACGCAGCAUUGACAGAAUCGUCCUUGAUUACUUCAUCCAAGAAGGCUUCCACUCAGCAGCCCAAUCGCUAGCAGAAGAAGCAGAUAUCUCCUUGGAUACAUUUCGGAUAGGGGGCAGAAGAAGCUCUGAGAAUUGCGGGUCGUCUCUGGGCUUUAGCACCAUAGUGAAGCGGAGAGAGAUUAAGUACCUUAUAUUGGAGGGAAAUAUCUCACAGGCCAUACGAUUGAUAGCAGAGAACUUUCCUGCAACAUUGGACUCACAGCCUCUUCUCUUCUUUCUGCUUCUUCGGCUAAAUCUCAUUGAGAUGAUUCGGAAACACAAAUGCCUGCCAGAUGCUAACAAUCCUGAGAUUGAGAAGAAAUUUCUAAGCGACAUUCUCAGUUUUGUACGCGAGAACAUGAUAAGCAAAGUCCUCUAUUCUGUAUCGCUCUUGAAGGAUCUAGAGACUACCAUGAGUCUCUUAUGCUUUGACUUCGAUCCUGAAAAGCCAUUAGACGAGCUUGUGGAGCUUCCGCCUAAACUCAGACAGCUCUUUGAUUUAUCUCUACGUCGGCAAUGCUACAGAGAGGUUAAUCGUGCUAUUUUGGAUCUAAAUGAUAACCUGGUGGGUAUUAAUUACAAUGGUGUAUCCACUGAGUACUCUGUGUCUAAUCUCAAGAAUUUGCGCGAGGCAACGCUAGCUGGGGAUGAUGUUGACAUGGAUUCCAGCGAUGACGACGAACCCUUUCAGUUGAAAAGCGAUGCAUUGCAAAUUCCCGGCUUGCAAGGUGAGGAGGUAGAUACGCUUUCAACAGACGUCCGCGAGACAGACGCUGAACAGGUGACAGUCACAAAAAAACAGAUACUCAGAUCACAAUUGGAACGAAUCGCUGUUCUCUGGCUCGCAACUGAACGUAAAGUGAAGGAGCAUAGGCUGCACAAUGCCGACGCUUCUCCCACUGGUGUUCACCUGCCUAUUGUGUUUCGUUGGCCAGAAUAA